This is a messenger RNA of Mesorhabditis spiculigera, 195 nucleotides long. NCBI's taxonomy places the organism in Eukaryota, Metazoa, Nematoda, Chromadorea, Rhabditida, Rhabditidae. The record is from the annotation of a GenBank genome assembly.
AUGCCAGAUGACCGACCAAACGCUUCAAAAGCUUUAGAAAAAGCUAAAGCUAUAAAGAAUCCGCCACCUCCUCCACCAAAAGUUGGUUGGGCGGUGCCAGAUACCCCCAAAUUCCGCGCACCGAUGGAUUAUGACCCUCUAAAGGAACGAGGUGGCAUUACCGAGCAACGAUUUUUCAUCCAAAGAGCACUUCCA